GCGCAUGCGUAAUACAUCACGAAAUACAUUCGUGUGAUUGACAGCUGCCUUUCCGGUGCUCGCGUCGUUUACUUUGUCACCUGCCGGAAAAAAACCCCAACAUCAAGUCCAAAUUGAGGAUUAACGGCGUUCAAUGAACUAUCGUCAAAGUCCGCGUUUGAAAUGAGCGACGCCGUUUGCUGUGGGGGGAUUCUACUACCCUGAGUAACGACACGGUCAAGAGUGGAAGAGGAAGUCAUGUGGUGGUUCCAGCAGGGCCUCAGCUUCCUGCCCAGCCUUCUGGUGGUGUGGACGGCGUCGGCGUUCGUCUUCACCUACGUCACGGCAGUGGUCCUAAGACACGUAGACCCUCUGGUGCCCUACAUAAGCGACACGGGAGCGAUGGCACCAGAGAGGUGCGUGUUUGGCAUCAUGCUGGACGUCUCUGCCUUUUUAGGCAUGGCCACCGUGUACGUGCGCUACAAACAAGUGGAGGCGCUUAUGAGCAGCGAUGACCGAUGCGUCUACAGACUAAACCGCUACGGGCUGCUGCUGGGCCUCUUCAGCUCCUUGGGCAUGUGCGUGGUGGCUAACUUUCAGAAGACCACGCUGUUUUCGGUACACCUGCUGGGCGCCGUGCUGACGUUGGGCGUGGGCGCUCUGUACAUCCUAGCGCAGACGCUGCUGUCGCACCGCAUGCAGCCCCGCGUCCACGGCGCGAGGAUCUUCCACGUCCGCCUCGCUGUGGCGCUGUGGACCUUCGCAAGCAUCGUCACCAUGUUUGUGUCGUCCGUCGUCAUGUACAGCAGCCUGCCCGGAGUGGACAUCGCCCGCAAGUUGCACUGGUCGCCCGGAGAGACGGGCUACACAGCUCACAUCAUCAGCACAACGUGCGAGUGGUCCCUGGCAUUGUCCUUCAUCAGCUUCUUCCUGACGUACAUACGAGACUUCCAGAAAAUUAAGCUCCGAGCCGAAGUGGUGGUGCAUUGCGACCACUUGUACGACUGGCCGGCGGGGAGCUUCGCCGCCGCCAAUAUCCCCGACAAACCCGAAGCCUCCGAGUCGUCGCCGCUAUUACAGGGAGCCACGUGACACGGACAAGUAACAAAAACGUAACGCCGAUACGACUUUUUACAAGCACCUUUCCACUUUCUGUGCCCUUUCUUAUUUAGCCACUCUUAACAGAAAAAGUUUGAGAGCACUUGUUGCGGCACAAGAAUGGCAAAGUCGGUGAAGCCUGACUUCACUUCACACACGUAGUCCAUUGGAAGAAAUGGAAAGGGACUGUGUAUGCUGUUUGCGGGGGGGGGGGGGGGGGGAAUAAAGUAGAAGCUACUCACCUUUUGAAGCCACUUGGGACAUUAUUUUGUCGCUCUUUGGUUAAUUUUCCAUCCUCUUUUGUCACAGGAAAAAAAAAGCGCAAAGAAGCUGAGUUACUGGUUAGGCGCUCACUGAACUGAGGUUUCAUGUCAUUUGCUGAUGUUACGAGUGUUGGGUUUGAGAACGUGAUGGAAAUGUCAGUUAGUUUACUCAUGAAAAUCUUGGUUACGGUUUACAUUCGUAAAUCAAAUGAGGAGCAUUAAUACAGUAGACUUGUGGAUUAACGUAUUUGCAUAUUUGCUGUGUUCCCCCACUGCAUUUUUUUUUGGGGGGGGGGGGGGGGAUUGGCAAUGAUGGGUGCCAGUUAUUUGCAGUUUUUCUCUAUUCGGCCCACUGUAAAUAAAUACAUACUUGUAGACAACUUAAUUAUUU
Hippocampus zosterae (dwarf seahorse) is the source of this 1731-nucleotide messenger RNA. RefSeq names its product DNA-damage regulated autophagy modulator 2b (gene dram2b). Gene Ontology annotation, biological process: regulation of autophagy; photoreceptor cell maintenance. NCBI's taxonomy places the organism in Eukaryota, Metazoa, Chordata, Actinopteri, Syngnathiformes, Syngnathidae. The transcript is spliced from 8 exons. The record is from RefSeq and is a predicted model, not a curated record. The coding region runs from base 238 to 1071 and encodes 277 amino acids. Gene Ontology annotation, cellular component: lysosome.